This is a messenger RNA of Colletes gigas, 3642 nucleotides long. It is a transcript of the gene unc-45, whose product is annotated as protein unc-45 homolog B. The transcript is spliced from 5 exons. The coding region runs from base 704 to 3523 and encodes 939 amino acids. Gene Ontology annotation, molecular function: Hsp90 protein binding. The record is from RefSeq and is a predicted model, not a curated record. NCBI's taxonomy places the organism in Eukaryota, Metazoa, Arthropoda, Insecta, Hymenoptera, Colletidae.
AAAUUUUUAACAUAUAGAUGCCGAAUACCUUGUAUAUCUCGUAUUUCGUCCCGCAGGCAGAAUUAGAAUCAAAUUUUGGCAGUUACACGAGCACAUCAAGUUUAGUCUACGAAUAAUGUGUUGUAUUGUACACCGUUAAUUCUUAACUUAAUAUUUUGACUUUUAAUAAAGUAUUAUUAAGAAGAAUACAACAUCUACAUAGGUCGGAAAGUAAAAGUGCUCGAGCAGUACUACUCGAAAUCUCGAUACUCGAAUAUUCGAGCUCGUUCACGCUCGCUUUCUUUUUUGAUUUCUUGAAGUACUUUUCUCACUACGUACUUUGUACGCGCUAAAAGAAGUUCGUCGUUACUAGUGCCACCGUCGUCGUCGAUGCACUCAAUUAUAUCAAAUCUGGCUACACUGUGUGUAGCCAAGAUGAUAUUAUUAGUGCGUACAAAAUCUAUUUUAAUCCUACACAUAUAAUUUCGUUCGAACUGUAGGGGGUAAACGCAGUUUAAAAUAAACUUGAAAUAAUCUAGUAACGUCUGGAUAAUUCUGUGUUCUUUUUAACGCGAUGCAAAAGCGGCGCAAGCUUCAGUAUUGCACUAUAGACUUUCAAAGUGUUACCGGUAGUUGAAUUUUUGACGAGUGUAUCUCUGAUUGAAAAAGUUUGUAUGAUAUAAUAUCUAUUUCCUAGAAGUUUUAAGUUAAAACAUUUUCCAUUAUGACAAAAGCAACUACAACUGCACAUGAAUGGAAGGAAAAGGGUAACCAGGAAUUUAAUAAAGGGAAUUGGACGGAAGCUUUAAAUUGUUAUACAAAUGCAUUGAAGCUUAUGAAUGAAAACAACUCUGAAAAAGCUAUAUAUUACAAGAAUCGUGCAGCUACAUACUUAAAACAGAAAGAAUAUGAACCAGCUAUUAAAGAUUGCAACGAAGCUCUUGAAAUAUGCUCAAACGAUCCUAAAGCAUUAUUUCGCAGAUGCCAAGCAUUGGAAGCAUUAGAAAGAUUUGAAGAAGCAUAUCGCGAUGCAAGAUAUAUUAUUUCAAUAGAUCCUGGCAACAAGGCAAUUCAGCCCAUUGCUGCACGGUUACACGAAAUUGUACAGGAAAGAUACAAACAAAAUUCUCGUGUUGGUGCCAAGGUAUCACAAAUGAUGGACAUAGUUUUUGAAAUGGAAAAAGAUACUGAAAAGCGUAAAACAGCAAUAAAUAAUUUGCUUGUUCUUGUUCGAGAAAGAGCAGGAGCAGAAGCAAUGCUUAACGAAGGAAUUAUUCCUAAAUUAAUAAAAAUUUUUAAACUUGAAAAAAAUGAAGAAAUAAUAAUAGUUGCAAUUAGAAUUAUUGCUGAAUUAUGUAGAAAUAAUAUUAAUCGGACUGAAAUUAUUCUGAAAGAUAUUGGUUUGCCAUGGUGUUUAGAAAUGAUUAACAGUAAACUCACAGAGAGAGUUAAUGCUGCACAAUAUUGUUUACAGACCAUACUUAAUACUUAUAGUGGAAUGGAUAAUAAACCAGAUACAAAACCAAAUAAAGAAUUAUGUGACAAACAUAACAAAGAAAUCGAUAGCAUUUUAUCUUGUUUAUUGUACAGUGUAACGAGUAGGACAAUUUCUGGAAUAGCUAGAGAUGCAAUUAUAGAACUUAUUAUGCGUAAUAUUCAUUACACUGCUUUAAGUUGGGCGGAACGGUUGGUUGAACUUCGUGGCUUACAACGUUUAAUGGAGGUAGCAAGCGAACUUGAAGAAUAUAAAUAUGAAUCUUCAAUGGAUAUUACACCGUCUACUAGAACUGUAACCAGUGUGUGUUUGGCAAGAAUUUAUGAAAACAUGUAUUACGAUGCGGCAAAAGAAAAGUUCGGAAAUGCUAUUGAUGAAUACAUUAAAGAUAGAUUACUUACACCGGAUAUAGAAUCUAAGGUUCGUGUUGUAGUUGCAAUAACAACUUUAUUGCUUGGUCCAUUGGAUGUUGGAAACACAAUAAUUGCUAAAGAAGGUAUUUUGGAAAUGAUACUUGUUAUGGCUGGCACAGAUGAUGUAUUACAACAAAAGGUUGCUUGCGAAUGUAUUGUUGCUGCUGCAUCCAAAAAAGACAAAGCUACUGCGAUUAUAAAUCAAGGCGUAAAUAUAUUGAAAAAAUUAUAUCAAUCUAAAGACGACUCUAUCAGAGUACGUGCUCUGGUAGGAUUGUGUAAAUUAGGCAGUUCGGGCGGUUCAGAUGCAACGAUAAGGCCAUUUGCUGAUGGAGCAACAAAAAAACUGGCUGAAGCGUGUAGAAGAUUUUUAAUUAAUCCUAAAAAACAAAAAGAUAUGAGAAAAUGGGCAGUAGAAGGAUUAUCGUAUCUCACGUUUGAUGCCGAAGUUAAAGAAAAGUUAAUUGAAGAUGGUCAAGCAGUUCAAGCAAUGAUAGAACUUGCUAAAACUGGAGAUCAGUCUGUAAUCUACGGUGUUGUUACAACAUUAGUAAAUUUGUGUAAUGCUUACGAUAAACAAGAAAUGAUACCAGAGAUGAUAGAAUUAGCUAAAUUUGCUAAGCAUCAUAUACCCGUAGAACAUGAACUUGAUGAUCCAGAUUUUGUGAGCAAGAGAGUAAUAUCUUUAGCUAAAGCUGGUGUUACAAGCGCAUUGGUUAGUCUCUCUAAAACUGAAAGCCAAAACAGCAGAGAAUUGAUAGCACGUGUUUUCAAUGCAAUUUGUAGUCAACAAGAAGUAAGGGGAAUUGUUGUUCAACAAGGUGGAGCAAAGGCUCUUUUACCAUUGGCCUUAGAUGGAACAGAUAAAGGAAAGAAACAAGCAUCGCAAGCACUUGCACGUUUAGGAAUUACAAUAAAUCCAGAAGUUGCAUUCCCUGGAGAAAGGAUAAUGGAAGUGAUUCGACCAUUUAUAAAUCUUCUAAAUCCAGAAUGUUCUGCGCUUGAAAACUUUGAAGCUUUAAUGGCUUUAUGUAAUUUAGCUGGUAUCAAUGAUAAUAUUAGAAAACGAAUUUUAAAAGAAGGAGGUUUUCAAAAAGUCGAGGCUUAUAUGUUUGAAGACCAUGAUAUGUUAAGACGUGCAUCCACUGAAGUAGUAAAUAAUUUAAUAAUGUGCGAAGAUACUGUAAAAUAUUACGAAGACGAAAAUGAUAGAGUUAAAUAUCUAGUAAUUCUUUGUCAAGAUGAGGAUAUAGAUACAUGCAUGGCGGCUGCAGGAGCUUUAGCAAUGUUGACUUCCGUUAGCAACAAAUCUUGUAUGAAAAUAUUUGAUACAAAGGAUUGGUUGGAAUCAUUGCGAUUUUUACUUGCUAAUCCAAAUUCCGACUUACAACAUAGAGGAGUCGUAGUUGUUUUAAAUAUGAUCAAAAGCACAAAAGAUGUCGCGGCUAGACUAAUUGAAACCGAUGUAAUGGAAAUUUUAAUGGCUUUAACAAAGAGUGAUACAUUAGAAAAUACAAAGAUAAAGGAAAUAGCAGCUAAUGCAUUAGAAGCAGCAGCAAAAUGGAAACUUAUUAAGAAGAAUGCAAAUGAAGAACAAACGUCGCAGAGUACGAAUAAUUUGGAAAAUAUCGAAUAAAUAUGCAACACAUACUUAACUUAAUUAUGAAAAUCAUAAAUAUAGUAUGAAAUAUAUUACGAUGAUUAUACUUCUCUUAAAGUGCCUCAGAUGUGUUCAAUCUCAUCUUUUAUAGUAAA